AUGAAGUUUCUGUCAAUCAUCACGGCAUUGUUGCCACUCGCAACUGCUAAAGUCACCUACGAGGGAUGGAAAAUCUUUCGCGUUGAGACUGAGGGCGCCUAUGAGGCGAUUGAGCCCGCCCUCACGGACAUCGGUACUCUCCUCAACAUUGACAAGGGAUAUAGUGCUGUCACUGUAGCUGUAGCUCCGGAGAAGUUUGGUGCCUUUGAGGCUCUCGGCCUGACCACCACCGUUCUAACUGAAAACUUGGCUGCCGACCUCGAGGUUGAGACUCAUGAGCCCUAUGAAGCUACUGUCAAGACUGAUGAUUUGGAGGCUGCUGCCCUCCCAUCCAUUACUUACUUUAACGCCUACCAUACGCUUGCCGAACACAACCAGUUCCUUGUUGAUCUCCAGGCUGCCUUCCCAAGUAACUCGGCAAUUUACUCCGUCGGUAACUCCUUUGAGGGUCGUGCCAUCCAGGGUAUUCAUCUUUGGGGUACGGGCGGCUCAGGUUCCAAACCAGCUAUUGUCUGGCACGGGAAUGUUCAUGCUCGUGAAUGGAUCACUGGCGUGACUGUCGAGUAUUUGGCAUACAAGAUCGUUGAGCAAUAUCUUGCUGGCGAUUCUACCGUCGUGACUGCCCUCAACAACUAUGACUUUUACAUCACCCCUAUUGUCAACCCUGACGGCUUCGUCUACACAAGCACGGAACGUCUCUGGAGAAAGAACCGCCAAACACGUAGCGGCGUAUCUUGCGUGGGCACCGACAUCAACCGAAACUGGCCUUACCAGUGGACCGGCUCCGGCUCCUCCUCCUCCGCCUGCUCCGAGGUCUAUCGCGGCGCUGCGCAGGGUGAUACUCCUGAGAACAAAGCCCUUCUCGCCCAGCUCGUGUCCCUCAACAACGCUCGGGGUGUCAAAUUUUACCUGGACUGGCACUCAUACAGCCAGCUCGUAUUACUGCCUUACGGUUACAGCUGCAGCGCCACUGCCCCUAACCACUCGACGCAAAUGGCCGCUGCGUCAGGCGUGGCUUCCGCUAUCAGGGCCGUGAACGGGCUCACAUUUACGUACGGACCGACUUGCUCAACCAUUUACCAGGUUAACGGCGGUAGCUUGGAUUAUGUGUCGGCAGUACUGGGUGCGGACUUUUCUUGGUCGAUUGAGAUGAGGCCUUCGUCUUCCAGCAGCAAUGGUUUCGUUAUCCCGGCCUCGAACAUUGUUCCCUCUGGAAAUGAACAGUGGGCUGGUAUGAAGUAUAUGUUCACCCAGCUGUAG
Messenger RNA from Clonostachys rhizophaga, 1260 nucleotides. NCBI's taxonomy places the organism in Eukaryota, Fungi, Ascomycota, Sordariomycetes, Hypocreales, Bionectriaceae. The record is from the annotation of a GenBank genome assembly.